This is a messenger RNA of Thamnophis elegans (Western terrestrial garter snake), 1084 nucleotides long. RefSeq names its product retinol-binding protein 2-like. Bases 136 to 543 code for a protein of 135 amino acids. NCBI's taxonomy places the organism in Eukaryota, Metazoa, Chordata, Lepidosauria, Squamata, Natricidae. Gene Ontology annotation, molecular function: fatty acid binding. The transcript is spliced from 4 exons. The record is from RefSeq and is a predicted model, not a curated record. Gene Ontology annotation, cellular component: cytosol; nucleus. Gene Ontology annotation, biological process: fatty acid transport.
ACUUUAUUAUAUUGGAAAUCAUAAACCACACCCAAAAAAACUAUAAAAAGGAUAGAAUUACAGUUCAUUCUUUUUGGAGAACACCAUUUCAUAUUCCAUAGCUAAACUAUCCUUGGAUUUAAUCACCUAGUAGCAAUGCCUGCCGAUUACAAUGGGACGUGGGAAAUGGUAUUAAAUGAAAACUUUGAAGGUUAUAUGGUUGCUUUAGACAUCGAUUUUGCUACCCGUAAGAUUGCAAACCAUCUAAAACAAACAAAAGAAAUUAUUCAAGAUGGAGACAAUUUCAAGACAAAGACACUGAGCACUUUCAGAAACUAUGAAUUGAAUUAUACCAUAGGAGUGGAAUUUGAAGAGCACACCAAGGGGCUUGACAGUCGAGUUGUGAAGACAACAGUGACCUGGGAUGGUGACAAACUUGUCUGUGUCCAGAAAGGUGAAAAAAACAAUAGAGGCUGGAAACAUUGGAUUGAAGGAGACAAACUGCAUCUAGAAUUGACUUGUGGAGACCAGGUGUGCCAUCAAGUCUUCAAGAAGAAAAAAUAGACUGAUGAAGCUGAUAUAGCUGCCACAUUUAUGUUGAUGAUUUUUUCUCUUUUAAGAUAACUAUAGAAAUAAAAGUUUGAUUUUCAUUAGUGAUCCAUUGUUCUGUUUGAUUAGCAAAUAAUGUCUAAAAAUAAUGCCACGCACCUGCACACUUUAGAAAGGAUCUUUGCCUUCCAAAUAGGAAUUAAGCAAAAGUUUUGUUCUAUUUCCCCAAUCUUAGCAGGUCUGUUUUCUAGUAACAGAUAUAUCCUGGUGCAAUGACGCAAGACUUUUUAAAAAAGUUUGGGCUGACACUAGUAUCUCUGUAUAUUUUUUUGCCUUCUUAAUACAUUUGGGUGGUAUAAAUACAUUUGACUUGAAUAAAUUAAAAAAAAAAAGAUAUCACUGAUUGGGUACAUAAUGUACUGAGCAGGGGUGGGUUCUGGCAGUCAUUACUGCCGGUUUGCUCAUAGGCCACUGCAAGCACUCUUGAUGCGAGCUACAUGCGCAUGCACAGUGCAAUAAAAAUUGUUCCAUGCAUGUGCAAAAGCAAAAAGCAAGA